UUAGCCGACACAGGUUUACAGACAACCGUUUCAUUUCGAAUGUUAAAGUCUAUGUUGCUUGCGUAAAAUACGCGAGUUCAUCACUUGAGUCAAUCUAAACUGUAGCCUUGGCGCCAUUUGCGGAGGAGGUUACUGACGUCAUCUGUCUCUUGAAUGGAAACGCGAGAGCCCUGAUGAUGAUGCUACUGCUGAUGGAGCCUUUGUUUAUACAGAACUCUUGAACUGUUUCGUGCCACCAAAACACACAGCACGUUUACGCUCGAAAAGCUACGAAAACUACCUCUGCGCAAAGUUUAAGACACUAAAAAUGAAGAGAGCGCUAACAUCAUGAAGGUUCGGUCACUCCGUGGUUUCCUAGCAACCGGACUAAGAAGUUUUGAGAAGAGCGCGCUCAACAUACGGCGACCAUCGCUGCACAGAUGAUCUCUGUGUAAGAGCAAAGGUACAGUGUUUUGUUCAGUCCGUCCAGUAUUUGAGGAGUUGGUGGUCUAUUGGCGCUCUAAACUGGACCCAGUCAGAAAAAGAGAAAUUCUCCCUAGAUAACCCUUGUUUAUGCGCUGACUUGAGUGGCAGACAACAGUGACUCUUUGCAACUCCUUCACAAGAAGUUCACCGGCUGUAAGGUUGACUGGCAGCUGGACACAGCGGUUAUUGAGAUAUCCAGCAUAUCUGAAAAUGUCACUGCUGAUGUGUAUCACAAAAACAUGGUUAACAACACCCUGGGUGUUCGUGCUUCUGCGAAGGGACGAGCGCGAUUUGAGUUGCAAACUGUCGUGGAUGCGUACUUUUCUGCUUCAGUAUAAUCCCGGGAACACGUGAUGCGCAAAUCACUUUUGUAGCAACAUCUCUCAUUUGUCAGAGGAAAAUCCGUGCGUGUUUCUUCUGCUUUAAGCCCGAGGCUUAACAUAUUUGAGGGUUUUUCGUUUUUCUUUUCUUUUUUUUUUCUUUUGUAAUUCACACAUUCUUUACCAGCAUCAUCACUCGCGCACCAUGCCAACUUUUGCUCGCGUUGCGUUUGUCUCGUAGUGGAGAGAAUUGGAAACUGUGGACGCCUGAAUGAAUGGGGAUCGUGCUUUGUAAAGAUUUCAACUGUCGACAUCCUGCCAAUUUUAUGUUCUUGUCCAGACAAGUGAGUGUGUAUCGUCCUCAUUCGUACUAUAUCCGUUUUGAGCCAAGACCAAACAGACAACAGAGAACGCGUCACAUUAGACCGCCAAUGUCGAAGAAACGCAAAACUCCAGACGACGGCGGCGGCGAGGAUUCCCUUCAAGAAGUUUGUUCUCCUGGUCCUCGCUCCUACGUCUGUUCCUGUUGUCAUCUCCUUGUGGAUAUUAUCAUUCACCAUCAUUAUAAGAGAGCCUGGCCUGACAGAGGAACCCCCUCUUCCGUUAAUCCAGGAGGACGGCACCAUCUACAGGGUCAACGAGAUCUUGGAGUCCCGGCGCCAUGGUGGUCGCUUGGAAUAUCUUGUGGACUGGGAGGGCUAUGGGCCAGAAGAACGGUCAUGGGUUCCCAGAGAAGACAUCCUCGACCCCACACUGCUGGAAGCCUUUCACUCCACUCAUCCAGAUCGUCCUGGGCCCUGAGGGAGAGGUAGACCACCACAACGUCAGGGUCCUCAGCCCUCAGGAGUGGGCCGUGGAGGAGGGGGUUCUGUCACGGAUCGGCCAGGCUCAUCCACCACCCAAUCACAGCUCAAACCCUCACCAGAGUACUGAUUGCACGCACCUGUUCGGAAUCAACACCCUCAUCAAGACCGCUUCAAAAGCACACACCUCACAGCAAUCCAGUGUCCGGUCUCGUUUUUUUCAUAGAGGACUCUCUAUGCUGUCUACACGAUACAUUGAGCUACCUAUCUACCUGUAUACAUACUUACUUUGUUUCCUCCAGUUUGUUCUCCUGGUCUUCACUCCUACGUCUGUUCCUGUUGUCAUCUCCUUGUGAAUAUUAUCAUUCACCAUCACUAUAAGAGGUGUGUGCUGUCUCCAGUUUCCCUUCCACGAUCUCCUGCGAAACAAGGUUAUAGUCUCCAUCGUUCUAAGAACUGUUCCAUUGCCCUUGAUACUCACCUGCCAUUACCUUCUGCAUCAGUUGCUGUUAAUAAACAUACCUGUUUGCAUUCUAAUCCUCUGUGCGAGUCUCCUUCCAUAACACGGACAGAUGGCCAGUCCAUCACAGAUCAAACAUCACAUUGCAAAUCGGCAUCAAGUAGAAUUUUAAUUCUUGCAGAUGUGUUAUGAACUUUUUCUGUGUGAGAAACUGCUCUAGAAAUGUUCACAUUGAAAUACAAUCCAGAAAGCAUCCUAAAAGCUAUAAUUUUCUAAGUUGUUUAAACAGGACUCAAAUUACAAAAACUCUAAUGUUCUCAAACUAGUUGCUCUGACUUUUUCUUUUUUUUAACAGAUUAACUACAAGUCUAAUAGAUUAACCAUGUCUGAAAAUGCAUGCUGUCUUACUAGUUGAAGAAACAAUAUGCAAGCUCUUAUUUUCUCCACUGACUCAAGAAUCUGAAUGCUCAGUCACCAGAUGAAGAAAUAUUUCUAAGUUUUGGAAAGUGUGGGGUCCAACAGACGUCAAUGGGACGUCAAAAUGAUACAGGAAAUCCUUUGAAUAAACCUCAGGGUAAAAAAGGAUUCUGGAAAAGAAACCCAACUCCUGUAAUAAUUACAAAUAACUGUGCUGCAAACUUGUGCAUGCCAUACUGGAGCAAUGAAUUGAAACAUCACAAAGGUGAAGGUGCAUUAUUGACUCAAGAUGAUAUAAACAAUCCCAGUGUAAACAGAGAUUUAGCAUUAAUAUUUAUUUUCAUGCAUGAUUUUGGCAAAUGAAAACCAGUUCUAUUCCAUUUUAAAUGCUGUCUUUCUGUAGCCUGAACCA
Onychostoma macrolepis is the source of this 2877-nucleotide messenger RNA. RefSeq lists its product as uncharacterized. The transcript is spliced from 3 exons. Lineage: Eukaryota; Metazoa; Chordata; Actinopteri; Cypriniformes; Cyprinidae. The record is from RefSeq and is a predicted model, not a curated record. The coding region runs from base 1061 to 1597 and encodes 178 amino acids.